Molecule: messenger RNA, 2938 nt
Organism: Drosophila elegans
Lineage: Eukaryota; Metazoa; Arthropoda; Insecta; Diptera; Drosophilidae
Product: fibulin-1
Exons: 13
Coding region: 69-2912 (947 amino acids)
Molecular function (GO): calcium ion binding
Source: RefSeq, a predicted model, not a curated record
AAUUGUAUAUUCGCCUUCAUAUGUGCGUACAUAUGUGCCUAAGUGACUGAGAUAAUUCCAGAUAGCGUAUGCACACGACAUUCGUUAUUUUUUCACUCAUUGCCAGGCCUGCUUAUUUGUUGCUCCUUUUGUUUUUUGGACGUACUAUGUUUUUUAAAUUAUGUGGAAUUAUGUGCUUAUUGAUCGUUGGACACCAUGUGGCAGCCACAUCGGCCAGUGACGACAUAUCGGACUAUAUAAGAAAAUGCUGCAUACAUGGGCUCCGGCAUGCUCGUACAACCGCCUCGUGCACAAAUAUUAAUAUGGCUUCAACAAUAAUACCACAACUUUGGAUCGGACUAUGUCAUUCUACACUUGAUGUCUGCUGUUCUCGAGAACUUGAUCAUCAAAAUUGUGUGCUAGGUCGACUUGCUGCUUUGGAAGGUACUCGCUGCGACAGAGGAGAAAAUUUAACUUCAAAUUCGUAUGCAACAUGUUGUCGAUCUUGUCAAAUUGGAUUGGCGGUAAAAGCAAGUAAUGUCAACUGCAAGGAUCCCCUUUUUUCAUUUCUUUCCUCAAUCGAAUCAUACCAAGCUUGUUGCUACGAAGCCGCAGAUUCAAAUUUAAAACCUGAUAAAGAUACAAGUAAUGAAAAUUCUAUUACCGAAGAUGGCGAAAGCCUGUUUGACUCUGGAGAGGAUAUAAAUGGUACAAUUGUCCUAACCGGUGAUGACGACAUAUGUGGCAAAAUUGAAAACCUUUGCGCCCACAUAUGCGAAAAUACUUUCGACGCUUAUCAGUGUAAAUGCCGCCCCGGAUUUACGUUAGAUUAUAACAACGUAACGUGCUCUCCGAUGAACAUCCCCAUUUGUCCCAGUGGCUACAUCCUAGACAAACUGGAAAACAAAUGCAUCGACAUCGACGAGUGCAGGGAGAAUGUUCAUGAGUGCAAAUUAUCCCAAUACUGCCACAAUACGAAUGGUGGCUACCACUGCUUAAAUGUGAAAGCAAAGGAUUGUCCACUUGGAUAUCACUAUGAUAGCGAAUACGAUAAAUGUAAAGAUACGCUUCUCUCAGAUGAUAGCGAAUGCAAAGAUGACAGCUCUAAGUGUUUUACAGAAAAGAGUCAGUCAUGUGAAAGUGGUUUUAGUUUAAAAAACGGAAGCUGUACUGACAUUGACGAAUGCAAUAAUAACACAACAAACAACUGUCUCAGUGAUAAUCAUCAAGAAUGCAUUAACACCUUGGGCAGUUAUUUAUGCCAAUGCCAAACUGGAUUUAACUUGGAUGCCACUCUGAAAAAGUGCGUUGACAUCAAUGAAUGUUCGAUAAACAACCACAACUGCCUUCCGACUCAGAGAUGUGAUAACACAAUCGGAUCAUAUAUCUGCACGCGUCUUCAAAGCUGCGGCACGGGCUACACAUUAAAUGCGGAAACUGGAAAUUGUGACGAUGAUGAUGAAUGCAUACUGAAUACUCAUAACUGCCCCUUAAACUAUGAUUGCCACAACACGAAGGGGUCAUUUCGAUGCUAUAGAAAAACCACGACAAGCUCAACCACUACAACGACGUCGACUACAGUUCCACCUGUAACUAUAGAGUCUGCACCAAGGGAAAAUAUUUCUCGGUAUCCAAUGACAAUACAUCAGGAUUUUCCUCGCUAUGUUUCAUCUGCCAUAUCCCGAUUGGACUGUAAUUCUGGAUUUUAUAGGAAUAGUCUUGGAGCAUGUGUCGAUAUAAAUGAAUGUGUUGAAAGGAACCCUUGUGGUAACCACCAACGUUGCAUCAACACAAACGGUCAUUUUCGCUGUGAAAGUCUUCUUCAGUGCUCGCCCGGAUACAAAUCAAGAGCAGACGGGAGAUCAUGCAUAGAUAUUGAUGAGUGCGAAACUGGUGAGCACAACUGUGGCGAAAGACAAAUAUGCCGCAAUCGCAGCGGUGGCUAUGUAUGCACCUGUCCGAUAGGUCACGAAAUAAAGCGGCUAAGCACUGGUGUUAAUACAUGUGUGGACACCAACGAAUGCGAGCUGGACCAACGUGUAUGUCCAUCGAAUGCACACUGCUUUAAUACUAUAGGAUCUUACUAUUGUGAAUGCAAAGCUGGCUUUAAAAAAAAAGCUGAUAAUAACAAUAACACACAAUGCUUUGAUAUCGAUGAGUGCCAAGUGGUUCCGGGUCUUUGUCAACAAAAGUGUGUUAAUACUUGGGGCGGGUAUCGAUGUACUUGUAACGCCGGAUACCAACUAGGACCUGACAACCGCACAUGCAAUGAUAUAAAUGAGUGUGAAGUUCACAAGGACUACAAACUAUGCAUGGGAUUCUGUAUUAACACUCCCGGAUCCUACCAGUGUUCUUGCCCACGUGGUUAUACGUUGUCUGCCGACAUGAAUUCUUGCCGCGAUAUCGACGAAUGUGCAACUGAUUCCAUUAAUCAAGUGUGCACAGGCCGGAAUGACAUUUGCACAAACACCCGUGGAAGCUAUAAAUGUACUACCAUUAAUUGCCCAUAUGGAUACACUAUUGAUGCAGAACAAAAAAACCGGUGCCGACAAAACACUAAUUUCUGCGAAGGAGAAGAUUGUUUCACACAACCCUCAGCCUACAUAUAUAAUUUUAUAACCUUUGUAUCCAAGCUAAUGAUAUCUCCGGAGGGUCGAACAAUCUUUACAUUGAGGGGUCCACUUUGGUAUGAUAACAUUGAUUUUGAUCUAAAAAUUGUUCGCAUACAAGCAACCAACAAUGUUAAAAAAGCUACUGACAAGAAUUUUGACACCAUAAAAAACAACAACCAAGUCAGUGUACUACUGAAGAAAUCACUAGAAGGGCCACAGGACGUUGAAUUGGAACUAAGUAUGACAGUGUACACAAACGGAAUGCCUCGUGGAAAAAGUGUCGCAAAACUGUUCCUUUUCGUUUCCCAACACACAUUUUAGCAAUAAAUGCAACCAUUAAAAUUUGA